Messenger RNA from Erpetoichthys calabaricus (reedfish), 2260 nucleotides. RefSeq names its product family with sequence similarity 49 member A (gene cyria). The coding region runs from base 277 to 1248 and encodes 323 amino acids. NCBI's taxonomy places the organism in Eukaryota, Metazoa, Chordata, Cladistia, Polypteriformes, Polypteridae. The transcript has 12 exons. Gene Ontology annotation, biological process: regulation of actin filament polymerization. The record is from RefSeq and is a predicted model, not a curated record. Gene Ontology annotation, molecular function: small GTPase binding.
GCGGAAAAAAACAAGAGAAAUCUGUAUGUAGCCGUGUAGUACCGUUACCGCGGGGCUGUGCUAAGAGAAAGUUCUUCAGUACUAGCAAGGGGCUUUUCAGAUCUCUGCAGACCCAGAAAGUGUAGUCCGGACUCAGAUACGGCACAGUGGAAGCAAGACUGGCCAUUCUAAAUCUUUUUGCUGAUUUCUGGACGUACUCUAUCUACAAGUGUCACAUGGGUGAUUCAGACUGAACCUUUAGGCUUUUCAAACACAGUCUAUAAAGGGUUUGCUGGAAUGGGAAAUCUUCUUAAAGUCCUUACAAGGGAAAUAGAAAACUGUCCUCAUUUUUUUCUGGAUUUUGAAAAUGCACAGCCUACUGAAUGUGAAAAAGGAGUUUGGAAUCAAGUUAAUGCCGUACUGCAGGAUUCUGAAAAUGUCCUCACUGGUCUUCAAGCUUACAAAGGAGCUGUGCAAGAGAUAAGAGAAGCAAUACAAAAUCCAAAUGAUAUCCAUCUACAAGAACAAGCAUGGAAUGCUGUUUGCCCUUUAGUUAUAAAACUAAAGAGGUUCUAUGAAUUCUCCUUAAGACUAGAAAAAGCUUUACAGAGUCUGUUGGAAUCACUAACAUGUCCGCCCUACACACCAACUCAGCACCUAGAGAAAGAACAAGCUCUAGCAAAGCAGUUUGCUGAAAUUCUUCAUUUUACUCUUCGCUUUGAUGAACUCAAGAUGAGAAAUCCAGCCAUUCAGAAUGACUUCAGUUACUACAGACGAACAAUAAGUCGCAACAGGAUAAACAAUAUGAAUUUAGACAUUGAACAUGAAGUAAACAAUGAAAUGGCUAACAGGAUGUCACUUUUUUAUGCUGAAGCUACGCCAAUGUUAAAGACUCUGAGCAAUGCCACAACUGCAUUUGUGUCUGAGAACAAAACAUUACCACUGGAGAACACAACAGAUUGCUUAAGUACUAUGGCAAGUGUUUGCAAAGUUAUGUUGGAAACUCCGGAUUACACAAGCAGAUUCAACAGUGAAGAGACUCUAUUGUUCUGUAUGAGAGUCAUGGUGGGAGUAAUUAUUCUUUAUGAUCAUGUACAUCCUGCUGGUGCCUUUACAAAAUCUUCCAGAAUUGAUAUGAAGGGUUGCAUAAAGGUUCUUAAAGAACAACCAGCAGAUAAUGUGGAGGGCCUUCUCAAUGCACUCAAGUUUACCACAAAGAGUCUGAAUGCUGAAACAACUCCAAAAACUAUUCGGGCUAUGCUUCAAUAAAGAAUGCUCAAGGAAGAGGAUCAAUGUGCUGACCUCAAAAGAUGUAUAUGUUUACAUAAUUUAAAACAUUUGAUAUUGAUACUUGUGUAUUUACAUAGAUGUACCCUUCAGUUUAUGAACAGAAGAUAUCUUUAUUCUAAAGUAAAUUUCAAAUGCUGUUAUUUUAUAAAGCACACAUGAUUAAUGCCUUAUGAAACAUGCAAAACUGCACAGUACACAGUUUUUUCUUUUCAAUUUUACUUUUAACAGUACAGUUGUUUUAUAAUACCCAUUCUAAUGAUUUUUUAUCAAUAUAAUCACAGUUUUGAACAAUAACUUAUUUUCCAAACACUGUUUUAAAAAUACAUUCUAUAACUUUUGAGAUGACACUGGAAAGAUUGUGUUUGUUGGAAAAAAAAUUGAAAAGGCAUUUGUAAUGGCAUUAAUAAUGUUUUGCUGUAGUCAUAAUUUUAAAUACAAAUGUAGACAAUGUCUAUCAAUAGGACGUGUUUAAAAGUAAAACUUAAACACUAUUUUUGUAAAAAAAAAAAAUAAAAAAAAUAAUGAAAAACCUGCUGUUGAUUUUCCACUAUCAAUGUUACCCUUUUUUUUUUUUUCUUUUUAAUAUUGUUGAACAUUUGUAAUUUAAGGCAUUGAUGCAGCAACUAAAGCUUAAAGUCAAAUAGCUAUUAUUUAUCAAGGGUUAUAGGGUUUUAGCUAAGUUCACCUUUGUUUGAAAGAUUAUACCAUCCAGCUUAAUCAUAUGUUAAGUUGAAGUCAACAAGGUCAAAUAUUUAGCAGAAAUGUACUAAACUAAAUUAUUUCAGUGUUUUACAUUUGUUUUUAAGGCAUUGAAUUCAUUGGUUAUUUAGAUAUAAUCUUGGAGGUUUACCAGUUACUUUCUAAUACAGUGGAACCUCUAGAUACGAGUUUAAUUCGUUCCAGCACUGAGCUUGUAUAGCGAAUUUCUCGUAUCUAGAACAAACUUCCCCAUUGAAAAUAAUGGAAAUCCAGUUAAUCCGUUCUGCACCCC